This is a messenger RNA of Umbelopsis ramanniana AG, 1610 nucleotides long. RefSeq lists its product as uncharacterized. Gene Ontology annotation, molecular function: phosphatidylserine decarboxylase activity. The record is from RefSeq and is a predicted model, not a curated record. NCBI's taxonomy places the organism in Eukaryota, Fungi, Mucoromycota, Umbelopsidomycetes, Umbelopsidales, Umbelopsidaceae. The transcript has 4 exons. The coding region runs from base 32 to 1519 and encodes 495 amino acids. Gene Ontology annotation, biological process: phosphatidylethanolamine biosynthetic process. Gene Ontology annotation, cellular component: mitochondrion.
ACUGGUUACUAUACUCUCAUUCGAAAUUGUAAUGCUGCGCAUAGGCAAACAAGGUUCGACCAAACUGGUUUCCGGGCUUUUCAGCUCACCUGUAGCUGUCCGAGCUCAUGCAAGACGAUUCCCCCAGGCAACACAAUUUCAGCCACUGUCAUUACGACAAUACAGCCAACAACAACAGCAGCAGCGCUCAUAUCGAGAAAAACUAUUUUCUGCUUGGAAAGACACCAAAGUCAAGUGGACGCCUAUUCCAGUUGGUCUCGGUAUCGGGUUUCUAUGCUUCUUACAGUAUCGACGAGUGGUGAAACGAGAGAGAGAGCGACAAGAUGGUGAUGAAGUUGUUCGUCGAAAAUACGUAGCCAGUGGACCAUGGCAGGUUCAUGUUGCAGCGGCCCUUCCAUUGAGAAGCAUGUCCCGACUCUGGGGAGCUUUCAAUUCGAUCAAUAUUCCCGAAUUCCUUAGACCUGCUGGAUUCAAGUUAUAUAGUUGGAUUUUUGGUUGCAACCUAGAUGAAAUGAAGGUCAAGGACUUGAAAGCCUAUCCCAACUUAUCUGCAUUUUUCUACCGAGAAUUGGAAGAAGGAGCUCGACCGGUGGCCAAUGCCCCUCUGGUUUCGCCAUCAGACGGAAAAGUUUUACAUUUCGGUGUUGUAGAGGAGCGCAACAUUGAACAGAUUAAAGGCGUCACCUACUCUUUGGACGCUUUGUUGGGCAUGGAUAACAGCUCUACAAGAGCAAUUGAAGAUGUACGAUUCGAUCCUCACACUGGUGCUGUCGAUGAGGAAGAAUUUGCCAACGUCAAUGGAAUCAACUACUCUCUAGAUGACAUGUUGGGAUCCAGCGAUAACGCAGUGAAGACAGCAAGUUCAGUUGGACCAGAUGGACUUGCUCGAGAAGCCAAGGAUGAUCGAUCCAAUAUGAAAUCCUCAGAGCUUGUCCGACUUGCCGAUGUCGAACCUAGCGGUGACUUGAGCCACAGGACCAAACCUGGCAACUCAUUGUUUUUCGCCGUCAUUUAUCUUGCUCCAGGAGAUUACCAUAGAUUCCACUCUCCCGCUGACUGGGUUGUUCAGAUGCGUAGACAUUUUGCAGGCGAACUCUUCUCUGUUUCGCCCUACUUUGUGAAGCUUUUAGAAAACCUCUUUGUUCUUAACGAGCGUGUUGUAUUGAUGGGCAAAUGGCGACAUGGUUUCUUCUCCAUGAUUCCUGUUGGAGCCACCAAUGUUGGUUCCAUCAAGAUUAAUUUCGAUGAGGCUUUGAGGACCAACCGCAAGGAGGAUCUUGCCACUGGCACUUAUACCGAAGUCUCCUACAAGUCGGCCAGCAAGCGACUGGGUGGCAAGCCCGUUUGUCGUGGCGAAGAGGUUGGCGGAUUUUAUUUGGGAUCCACCGUUGUCCUUGUUUUCGAAGCUCCAUCCAACUUCAAAUUCACUCUUGAGCAAGGACAGAAAGUGAAGAUGGGUCAAGCUAUUGGUAAAUUUGAGAAAGAGGGUUCUGACAGUGAUUCUAUAGAAAAGGAAUAAUUAGGUUGCAUUCUGUGGUUAUGGCAUGAAUGAAAUAAAAUAACAUAUGUAUAAUGCUAUCGUCAGGGUCGUUCGACGCUCUGACCAACUU